UCUAUAUAUAAACUUCGUUUGUCCAAUUUGAAACCAAACAUUCAUUGAGGUUAAUAUUUCCACAAGAAGGUACGUAGAAAUUAAUAAGCAUGGUUUUUGUGGUGUAUCCUCAGCGUAGUUUAUCAGUAGCUAUCAUUGUUUUCUACACAUGCGUUUGGAUUCCAUUCCAACAGAUGAGACGAGCCCUUCUCAGCAUCAUCAUCGCCAUCACGUACUCGAGUAGCACUUAUAAUACUUCAUCAUCAACUAAUACUAUUGCCCAUGAUCAUAUUCAUCCGGGAGUAGUAGUUGACAGCUUCAGCCUUCCAGUGGCAGCUCGGUUCGAGGACUUGAGAGGAAGCUUGCAGUUGCUGAAUAAUGAGGAUGAGGAUGACAUUAUUAUUUGCUCCAUUUGUUUGGUAGGGUUGGAUCAAGAUCAAGAAGAUGAUGAUGACUUGGAGUUGGUGAUCAAACUCCCCGAAUGCAACCACAUCUUCCAUAGGGAAUGCAUUCACAAAUGGGUGGACAGGGAUCGCUUUACCUGCCCACUCUGCAGGUCUUUUCUGUUUUGCCCCAAACAACAACAAAACCCCAAUACAAACAAGUUUCAAGUCCGAAGAAUCAAUAAAUUUUCAUCGCGCCCAAGUAUAUAAAUUGAAGGGACACAGAAAGGUUUCUUAAAUAUUAGUUUUUGCUGGUUUCUAGAUCUUAUGCUUGUUUGGUUGCGGGAGAUUCAUCUUCCUAAUUAAUUUGCAUAUCUGUAACUUUGGAUGUUUAAUUCUAAGAAUAGAGGAUUUUU
Messenger RNA from Tripterygium wilfordii, 778 nucleotides. Its product is annotated as RING-H2 finger protein ATL18. The transcript has a single exon. The coding region runs from base 90 to 632 and encodes 180 amino acids. NCBI's taxonomy places the organism in Eukaryota, Viridiplantae, Streptophyta, Magnoliopsida, Celastrales, Celastraceae. The record is from RefSeq and is a predicted model, not a curated record. Gene Ontology annotation, biological process: protein ubiquitination. Gene Ontology annotation, molecular function: ubiquitin protein ligase activity.